Messenger RNA from Lates calcarifer (barramundi perch), 4724 nucleotides. It is a transcript of the gene loxl1, whose product is annotated as lysyl oxidase-like 1. The record is from RefSeq and is a predicted model, not a curated record. Lineage: Eukaryota; Metazoa; Chordata; Actinopteri; Centropomidae. Gene Ontology annotation, molecular function: protein-lysine 6-oxidase activity; copper ion binding. Gene Ontology annotation, biological process: peptidyl-lysine oxidation. The transcript is spliced from 7 exons. Bases 426 to 2153 code for a protein of 575 amino acids.
UAGAAGCUUGCAGUCGUGCAGUGCACAGGCACUUCUUUCCAAGAGGCAGAGAGCAAUGCUCAGUCUACUGACAGGCGAGCCAGCAGACCGACAAGAAGUCAGGACAUAUUCUCAUAGCACUAACAGACGGUAACACCACCAGUGGGUCUUCUGAAGCCCACUUUCGCUCUCCUGGGUGUGAUUGCUCCUGAAUGCACAUUCAACCUCAUCUACUGCUGGCAGUGAGGACCUGCAGAUGCACUCAACCGCAGGCUUACUUCUCAACCCUGCAUCUGUCUCAACACUCACACCAGAGCUGUACCCGCGGGAAAAGGAUACACAUGUUUUAUUGACAGAGCUACAGGUGGUUUGAGUUUGAGCCUCUGGUGGACUGGGGUUUUUUUUUUUUUUCUUGUGUGGUGAGCUGUGGCGUCUUUGGAACCAGUAUGUUGCCUGUCGUUGUGGCAUGUAUGGUAUUUGUCCUGCUGGGCUCAGGGCAGGCUCAGGUUGCCACACCGAGUCAGGGGCAGAGCCAGAGUCGGGGCCGUGGGCAGGACAGCUCUACCACUCCGUGGAGGCAGGUGAUUCAGUGGGAGAACAAUGGGCGGAUGUUUAGCCUGCUGAACAGUGGAGCUGAAUAUGUCCCAGCUAGGGCGGGGACCCAGGAGAGAGGUCCCAGGGUGGUUGUGGCAGAUUCUCGUCCACGCUCUUCAGGUAGACCUCAGGGAGGCAAUGUCCGCCGACAGGCUCCGUCAAGAGGAUCCUCUGAGACUGUCCGUGGGCAGGCAAGACAUCCUUUUGGCUUUGGGCAAGUGCCUGACAACUGGAGACAAACAGCAGGCAGCACAGGUGGUAGCCAGUUCCAAGGAUCCUCCAGCACUCGUUUCAGGCCAUCCACAGGCUCUUCAUCUUCAUCAUCAUCAUCUUCAUCAUCAUCCUUUUCUUCGUCCUCUUAUAAUGUACAAUCCUACCCACAAUACCCAUUUCCUCAACAACCUCCCUUCCAACCAGUACCUUACGACCCUGGGUUUGCGGAGGGACCAGUCAGGAGCUACGAGCCUCCCUUUCAGCCUGUUGCCGGUGGAGGAUAUGGCGGUGGGGGGUACAGUGCUGGCCGUGCUUAUACUGGAGGAGGAUAUGUAGGUGGUGUGGCCCCAGUGCUCCCAGGCUCACCCACUGAUUUUACUGAUGACGGCUACCGUUACUACCAGUCUUACAGCUACGGGCCCAACCCCGCGGUGCCUGCACGUGCUGCCCAGCCACCAUUUACAGAUGGUCUUGACCACAGAUACACCCACAGCCUCUACAAUGAGGACACCGCUCCUGCUGUCCCUGCCCCUGAUGCCAACCAGGCCACACCUAUGAUAGUGGACAGGACAGGACAAGCCAGUCAAACGCCAAUCAGGAGCCCUCAGUAUGAGCAGUUUCCCCCAUUCGGUAGACCUCAGCCUCCUUUCCUGCAGCCCAUUCCUCCAGGCAGAAAUUCUCCAAACUCUGCCCUUGAGAACCCCAGUAUGAGUGUUGGGAGUGUGUACCGACCAGAACAGAGAGGUUUGCCUGACCUUGUUCCUGAUCCCAACUAUGUCCAAGCUUCCACAUACAUCCAGAGAGCCCACAUGUAUUCUCUCCGCUGUGCUGCAGAGGAAAAAUGUCUGUCAAGCUCUGCCUAUAGCCCCGAGACCACCGACUAUGAUGUAAGGGUCCUGCUGCGAUUCCCACAGAGGGUGAAAAACAAGGGCACUGCUGACUUCAUGCCUAACAGGCCACGUCAUACCUGGGAGUGGCAUAGCUGUCACCAGCACUACCACAGUAUGGAUGAGUUCAGCCAUUAUGAUUUGCUGGAGGUCAGCACUGGCCGUAAAGUGGCAGAGGGUCAUAAGGCUAGCUUCUGUCUUGAGGACACCACUUGUGACUUUGGUCACCUGAAGCGAUAUGCCUGCACAGCCCACACUCAGGGUCUAAGCCCAGGCUGCUACGAUACAUACAAUGCUGAUAUUGACUGCCAGUGGAUCGAUAUCACAGACAUCCAACCAGGAAACUACAUACUAAAGCUCCAGGUUAAUCCCAAAUUCUUGGUUCUGGAAUCAGACUUUACCAACAAUGUGGUGAGAUGUAACAUUCACUAUACAGGACGGUUUGUUAGAACAACCAACUGCAAGAUAGCACAGUCUUGAUCAGGCACUGGAAGGCUGCCACACUAGAGUGACCCUGAUUGCUAUUCCAUUGAAAUGUGAAUGGAAUCCAUUUGUUGUUGGUUCAUUGUUGAUGUUGUUUGUCUCUACUAUUUUGUGCUGUUUUGGUAUUCUGGACCCAUGGCAAACAAGGGCUCCACUGGCACUGAUAAGAAUGUCGGAGUUUAAAGUAGACAGACACACACACACAACAUUGCAUAAUGCAUAUUGCACAUUGAUAUCCCAAUAAUGAACCAACAGUUCAGAUCCCUGCAAUCUACAUUAUAAUAUUAUCCAACCAACUAUAUCUCGCAUAUUGCAACUUUAUCGGUCUAGUUUGGUUACAUGCUAGGACACAUCACCGACUUUGAAAAGAGGUGUUUACUGUAUCUGCACUUAAAUAUCUAUGUACAGAGUGGCUUUGUUUGAAAUAUAAAUAAAGCGUGAAGUGGUGCUGGUGCUGAAGUGAGCGGCUCCAGAAAAUUCAGGGUUCAGCAGAAAUCACCAAAUAAAAUUAAGGGACUAAGUCUCCCCAGGUGCAUUCAUCCAUGCAGUGUGGGGACAGGCAGAGAUGCCCAGUGACUUAGAAGAACUAUACCGUGUUAGUUUUUCUUCUUUUUUUUUCUUUCUUUUCACCAGUGCCUCAGUGGGUCAGGCUGGGAUACUGUGAUUCUCUGGGCACAUCCUGUUUAAUGUUGUGUUAACAGCAAGAGGAAGAAAGCAGGUCCUAUUUUCAUUUGUCAGCUCCAUCAAAUUGUAAAUGCAUGCAUAAAGACAGACUGUCAGUACUGGGUGCUGUACUUCCCCAAAUCCUUCGAUAUACGUAUUGUGUCCCAAUUCGUCCUUUCUUAUUUCAGUAAAACAGGAACAGGAAGCUCAACUGGCAGAAAAUGGUGCUUUCCAGACAACAAGACUCAUGCUCUGUAAGCUGUACAUUUACACUGUCCUGGGGUCUUUUCUUCAACUACCAACACUGGUCAGGUGGCUCAUUUGUCAUCUAUACCUUUUGAAGAAUGUAUAUACAAAUAUUCCACUGUUGCAUGACUUUAACGAUGGAGAUUAUUUCGUUGUAACUGAUUGUACUUUGUUUAUCCAUUUUGACGAGUUACUGUAAUUUGUAAAAUCGAAUGAAUUUAUAUGUUUUCUUGAUAAUCUGAAUUAUUCAAAUAGUAUGUGUUGUUGGGAAAAAAAAAAUGCUACUGCUAGUAUUAUACUGCAGAGUGCCAGAAAAUCAUCUCUACCUACCUCUCCAACUGAAUGAGCUGUUGUUUCCUGUUUAGUGUUUGGUUUCCGUUGGAAACGCCUGCAAUGGCUGACUGUGGCCUCCUACCACUCUGUUGCAGCAUACAGCUGAAACCAUCAAAUCUACUGCAUAUAUCAAAGAGCACAUUAUUUUGGAUGCAAACAACAAUUUCAAAAUAAUCCAAAAGAUUUAAAGUUAUAAUCCUUAAAAUUUCAGUCCUGGUUGAACUGAUGACAUUGAUGGUCCCAGAAUUCUGGGGGCAGCAAUCAUUCCUUGAACAGUUAUUUUUGUAGAGACAGAGGAUUAAGUGGUGCAUUUUUUUUACAGUGCAGCCAAGCAAACUUAUGUUUUAAUAGAGAGAGAAGUCAGUCAAUAAUUGCUGAUCCUUCUUGUUCUAGUACUCUGUAAUAUUUGAAACUGAUCAGAAAAUGACCAUUGUCUUGUUUUGCACAAGUAUCUCUGAUCAUUGGUUGUAGUUAGCGCUAACCUCAGUGACAAAAACAUUGUAUCUACACUUGUAACAUGGAGCAGCAGCUGUAGGAAAUGUUAGUGUAGUAACUCAAUACAGCAGUGAUACAAUAUAAAGAGAGUGCACAGUAAGCACUGAGGAUGAUAAUAGUUAGAUAAAAUUAUCUAACUACCAGUAGUCCAGUAACGCUGGACUACAUGCAUGCAUCAUUGCCGUGUGCAUGUAAAGGGAAAUUUAAAGCAAGUGUGGAAAUGGCGGACCCCGCCAUUAACAAUUAAAACUACUAUAUGUUGGAAAUUACUGAACAUAAAUAGAUUGAUUGACUACUGCAUGGAAACUGCCAACCAUGAACCUGGAUUUGAAUACAUGAAAAUCUUAAGGAUUAUUACUUUAAUAUCCAAAAAAAGUGCUGCUUCAGUAAUCAACACUGAUCUGGCCAAUAUGUAUCAAACAAUGACAAGCACCAAAACUGAUUUUGGGUUUGUUUUGAUUCUGCAAUUUUAUUUUUUAUUUUAUUUUAUUUUAUUUUAAUUUUUUUGAAACAGGCAAUCUGUAGGCAAUGUAGUAUAGGUCUAGUCUGCGGAAUCCAAUUUUAGUGCCAUAGAACAGGUCUUUCAUACUGUACUGUAAAGAGUCAGCUCUGUAAUUUGAUCUAAACAGUCUUACUCUGGUAGCUCAUAACUAUACGGUACACUCACUGAGAAAUGUGAAUCAACAUGUGAUUCUGACAUUCAGUGGAACAACAACAGAAGAGUAGGUGACAGUUUAUACAGCAUCUUUGACAUGUGGUGAUGAAAUUUGUAUUUUUCUAACAGUGAACACCUGUCAAAAUGUCAUAUACAAUAAAUACAUUUACACAUCC